AUGUCAGCGAUAAAGGGGCGCGAACCACGCGUCAGCCACGCGGGCAACAAUAACAAGGUCUUUUGUUUCGACAAGGCGCCGAAAAUGAAAGUUUAGGCUCUAGGCUUUUAUUUUCAUAGACCUGCCCCGAAAGGGCCACAGAAUGGAAAAUUCAAGGGUCUUGUACGAUUUUACAGACGAACACGGCGCGAGCUUGGCUCUUCGCGAGAUGAACAUUUUGCGAAUGGAGAACUGUUUCUGCGAUGUGGUUCUAUCAACGGAAGAAGGAGAGGAGUUCAAUGCUCAUCGGCUCGUUUUGGCCUCUGUGAGCGCGUACUUUCGAGCAAUGUUUUUAACAGACAUGAAAGAAAGCCAUGAAACAAACAUCACAAUAAGAGGAGUAGAAUCACAGGCUUUGAAAUCCUUAAUUGAUUUUGCCUACACUUCGACAUUAAGAAUCACUUUCUCUAACGUCCAUUCCUUGCUUUCAGCGGCUAGCCUACUUCAGUUUCUAACGGUGGAAAACGCUUGCUACGAUUUUCUCAGAAAUAGCAUCAACACCAACAACUGCCUCGAUAUUUGGAACUUGGCCGAUCUGCACGACUGCACAGAACUUCUGGAUCUAGCGGAGAACUUCAUUCGCUCCAACUUUGUGGCAGUUCUCAAACUGGGGGAUUUUAAUUCUCUAACGGCGAAACAAAUUGUGAAAUUGUUUUGUCACGACAAACUCAAUGUCCCGUGUGAAAGUGUCGUACUCUUCGGAGCACUGGAGUGGGUCAAGUACGAUUUGACCAAUCGGCUCACAAAUCUCGAAGAAUUAUUGACCCAUGUCCGAUUUCCUUUGAUGACUCGGAAAUUUUUGAUGGACACGGCCGCAAGAGAGGAGCUUAUCAUGAGCAGUUCAGCGUGCCGACAAUUUGUUCUAGAGGCGAUAGAUUAUCAUCUGAUCCCUGAGCGAAGGACAAAGAAUCGAAUCACGCGGGCGAUCCCGCGGGAAAGGCUCAGCCGACUGCUCUAUGUGGUUGGAGGUGAAGAAAACCGCAAAGUCCUAAACAAUGUGGAGUACUUUGACUUCAACGAGAAGAAAUGGCGCGUCAUUGCACCCAUGAUCAUUCCACGAAAGUUUGCUGGCUCAGUGAUACUUGAUGGCCAAUUGUAUGCUGUUGGAGGAAUUAACAGAGAAUACGCUGACCUGGUGACCGUCGAAAGUUAUAAUCCCUGUGUGGGGCAAUGGACAUCUGUUGCGUCACUCAAUAAAUGCAAAGGUUCUUUAGCAGUGUCCGUUCUGGAGGGUUGGCUGUACGCUGCUGGAGGAUCACACAAUGGUUCCGCUCUCAAGAGCGUGGAGCGUUACGAUCCGAUCAAGAACGAAUGGACUCAGGUAGCCAAUAUGCGCCUUCCUAGGAGCCGCUUUGGAAUGGCACCUCUGCAUGGGCGCCUGUACGCCGUUGGCGGGUACUGUGGGAUUUCCGAAAUCGAACAUGUGGAAUGUUAUGAUCCAAUGACAAAUAAGUGGUCCGAUAUGAGCAGUAUGAACAAGUCCCGGAUGAACCACGCUGUGGUGACAUUCAGUGAUCGUAUUUACGUUGUGGGGGGCAGUAACAGUGUUGGAAUCCUAGAUUCCAUAGAGAAAUACAAUCCUGACUUAAAUUUAUGGCUGAUAAUCCGCAACACGAUGGAUCCGCGCAGCGGAGCAGGAGCCGCUGUGGUGUUGGGUGGAGAGGAGGGUGCGCAAGAACUUUUUAUCAUCGGUGGUCACGACACCCACAAUAGAGAUACGAAUUCUGUGAAAAAGUUGAAUCUGAAGUUUGCUGAUUACACGACAGCAAAUGCACCAUGCAUGAAUUAUCCUCGCGUACACGCUGCAGUAGCGUGCGCUUAGUAAGUCAACGUCCGUUCACAGUGGGCGUGUGAAAGAUCUAAGAGAAAGGAGGAGGUGGCCCAUUUGGAAUCUGUUGGCGAUCUUUUUCACUCUUUUGCGCUCCGGCCAAGAUGACUGGGAACCAAUGCAAUGUCUGCAAUUUUCUCCGCGUUAACCUACGUCAUAAACAAUUAAAGAAACCAAAUAAUUUCAAAGUAAUUAUGUGUCGAGUCAAACAGAGAGGUACACGGUGUAUGGAUAUUUCGUAUGGGUCCCUAUGAGCACUUGAUGCGCUCACGUAAUUUUUUAUUUGACUGAAGGUUGCAGUUCUGCGGUGUUUUUAAGAAGAGGAAACUCCUAACGUCGUUCGAGCAGUAGAUAGUGACUGUGCUAGAACAGAUAGAUUCAAUUCAUUACUAAAUCUAUUAGUGACGAACACAAGUAAUUUUAACCAUCGCUGCUCACCAAUCAGAAAAGAGAUAACCAAAGUUAUAGAACUGACUCUUUACCAAAUUGUUGUGAGGCCUGGGUAUUACGGUAAGGUAGGCGGGAAGGAUUUACUAUAUUUCCUGAUAUAAUAUUGGUGACUUUUUAAUUAUUUGAAAUAGUUUCGGUCAAAUAAGGAGGUUGGUUUUCUUCCGUGCCAAACAUAAUCCUAACAAAAAGGAAAAAGCAGAAACUGCACUCUACUCAUUUUAAUCACCAUUUUAUUAAAACCAUUUUGAAAUCGCAAA
Messenger RNA from Pocillopora verrucosa, 2574 nucleotides. Lineage: Eukaryota; Metazoa; Cnidaria; Anthozoa; Scleractinia; Pocilloporidae. The record is from RefSeq and is a predicted model, not a curated record.